Trypanosoma brucei brucei TREU927 is the source of this 1245-nucleotide messenger RNA. Its product is annotated as acidocalcisomal pyrophosphatase. The transcript has a single exon. Gene Ontology annotation, cellular component: cytoplasm. Gene Ontology annotation, biological process: phosphate-containing compound metabolic process. Gene Ontology annotation, molecular function: inorganic diphosphate phosphatase activity; magnesium ion binding. Lineage: Eukaryota; Euglenozoa; Kinetoplastea; Trypanosomatida; Trypanosomatidae. The coding region runs from base 1 to 1245 and encodes 414 amino acids. The record is from RefSeq and is a predicted model, not a curated record.
AUGAACAACACACACGGUGUGGAUUCGCGCAGUGAUCGAACGUCUCCCCAAGAUUUGGCUUCUGCCGAAGUGGCGGGGCUGCCUUUCUCGGCAUCACUUGGUACCAACAUAAGUACCGGCAGGGGUUCUGAGGCCGACGUCGCAGAGCCUAUUCAGGAGGCGGUUGACCGGAAGGUGAGCGAACUGGAUCUUGCCGCCUACGAUAAGGAUGAUUUCACUCAACCAAUGAUCAAAAAGAUCAUGAGUCGAUUAUUCUCAGCAUUCGAUGUGACGCAUCUUGGCUACCUCACGCCUGACAAAGUGGAAGAGGUAUGCAGGUACUUGGGCCGUAACAUGAGCGAUGGGGAUGUGAAGGCCAUGAAAGCUGAAAUCAAUGCUAUCGAUGGUCACGUGACAUUUGAGAAGUUUUGGGCGUGGUGGUGUUCCCAUCCUGUACAUUCCAGGACGAAAUGUUUCUCGAUGGUGUCUGCCGAUUUCUCCAUGCCGUAUCACCAGCAGCAGUUGGUUGUGCACGAGAAAGGUGAAAUGUACACACCCAGCUACCGCGUACUGUACUUCUUCAGGGAUUUGGAAACCGGUAGGGAGCGGCAGGUAUCGCCGUGGCAUGACAUCCCGCUGUAUGUACGUGAUCUUGUGCGAACAAAGCCCGAGGCGACACCAAUGAAUCGCUACAAUUUCAUCUGUGAGAUCCCUAAGUGGACGCGCGCAAAGUUUGAGAUCGCGACUGGAGAGUCAUUUAAUCCCAUAAAGCAGGAUAUCAAGAAUGGCGUACCUCGGUUCUACAAGCAUGGUGAUAUGAUGUGGAACUAUGGUGCGUUUCCACAGACAUGGGAGAGCACAGAGGUGUUAUUCGAGGCUGGGGUGACUGGUGACAAUGACCCCGUAGAUGCUGUUGAGAUCGGGAUGACGCAAUUCAAAGUCGGUCAGGUGAGUGCAGUAAAAGUGCUAGGUGUGCUUGGAAUGAUUGACGAGGGCAAGAUGGAUUGGAAAGUUGUUUGCAUAUCCCACAACGAUCCUAUAUGUCGUUUCAUGAAAGACAUCCAUGACGUACCGAAGUUCCUUCCUGGAUGUCUUGAUGCCAUCCGUGAGUGGUUCCGUGUGUACAAGAUUUGUCAGGGUGGUGAAGCGAGCCAUUUUGCUUUCGAUGGUGAAUUCAAGGACAAGGAAUACGCAAUGAAGGUGAUUGAUGAGUCUCACAACAUGUGGCAUAACUUGCUCAAGGUGAACAAGAGGGGAGAACUGUGA